Messenger RNA from Panicum virgatum (switchgrass), 1144 nucleotides. Its product is annotated as splicing factor U2af large subunit B-like. The record is from RefSeq and is a predicted model, not a curated record. NCBI's taxonomy places the organism in Eukaryota, Viridiplantae, Streptophyta, Magnoliopsida, Poales, Poaceae. Gene Ontology annotation, molecular function: pre-mRNA 3'-splice site binding; poly-pyrimidine tract binding. The transcript is spliced from 2 exons. Gene Ontology annotation, cellular component: U2AF complex; nuclear speck; commitment complex. Bases 8 to 820 code for a protein of 270 amino acids.
UCAAGCUAUGGCUGCUAUUGGAGGAAACACAGCUGGUCCUGGAGAUGCUGUCGUUGACGUCGACAUGAACCAUGACCGCGGAUUUGCUCUUGUGGAAAUGAGACUGACUGAGGAAGCAAGCAAUGCCAUGGCUCUGGAUGGCAUUUUGUUUGAAGGGGUGCCACUGAAGAUUAGAAGGCCACCAGGCUAUAACCCUUCCGAGGCAGCUGCCCUGGGCCCAAGCAUGCCGAGCCGCUGUCUGAAUCUUGCUGCAGUUGGCUUGACACCAGGAUCUGCAGAAGGUUUGAAAGGGCCUGACCGCAUUUGUGUGUCUGGCCUUCCCAAAUAUCUCACAGAAGCUCAAGUCAGGGAGUUGCUUGAAUCUUUUGGACCUCUUCGUGGGUUUGAUCUUGUCAAGGAUUGGGGAACUGGUGACUCGAUGGGCCAUGCGUAUUGCGUGUACCAGAACAGCAGUGUCACUGACAUUGCCUGUGCUUCUCUAAAUGGAAUGAGGCUACAUGACAAUACCCUUACCGUCGGCAGAGCAAAACAGCGAGCAUCUCAGCACCAACCCGAGGUGGAAACCAUCCUGUUGGGUUUGAUGGCAGAGCAACAGGCGCAGCUACAGCAAGUUAUGUUUGGAUUGGUCCCUACUCCUACAAAGGUCGUGUGCCUCCUCCAGGUGCUUACUGCAGAUGAGUUGAAACAUGAUAAAGACUAUGAGGAGAUUAUGGAACACAUGAGGCUAGAAGCGUGCAGAUAUGGUAAUCUGGUAAAAGUUGUCAUCCCACGCCCUGACUCGAGUGGACAGCUGGUCGCUGGAGUUGGAAAGGUGAGCUAGCCUUGUGUUGCACGGACAGUUGAACACUUGUUGAUUUGCAUGAUGGCGAAUGAUUUUCUGAUGAAUGAGUUUUCUGUCAUAGGUGUUCUUUGAAUAUGCAGAUAUCGACAGUGCCAUCAAAGCAAAGACGGCGUUUCGCGAAUGGAAAUUUGAUGGGAACCCAGUGUUUUCAGUCUACUACCCAGAGAUUAAGUUUGCCAAUUUGGAAUUCGAUGGAUAAUUAUCGUUAUCUUGUGCUAUGUAUAACAUGGUUGUUUUUAUACUAAUCACAUUAAAAGCAAUGGUUCGGUAACUCUGCACCUUUAAGUGUCCGUACAACUGAUU